Molecule: messenger RNA, 1239 nt
Organism: Lachancea dasiensis
Lineage: Eukaryota; Fungi; Ascomycota; Saccharomycetes; Saccharomycetales; Saccharomycetaceae
Source: the annotation of a GenBank genome assembly
AUGUCCAGGUUAUUUCGAAAACUAUUUCUUUCUCAAAGGCCUGCUGGUUCAAGGCUAGCUGAUCUCGAGACGAGCUUGGAUCCAUCUCUGUCUAUGCGGAAACUGCGAAACUACCAAUUCACCAUAGCUGAUCUAUGUCACUACGGAUUUCUAGGAAGCGUGCUCCUUUUUGUUUUCAUAAUAAAUCCCGCCGGCUGGCUUGCUAAGAUAGCACUGUAUCUGGUUUUCGCUGCGCUUUUUCUAAUACCUGCGACUUCUCAAUUUUUCUUCAACGCUUUGCCGAUCUUUACAUGGCUUGCUCUCUACUUUACUUCUUCCUCUUUCAGUGCCGCACACAGACCGCCAAUAACAGUCCAAGUCCUUCCAGCUAUCGAGACUAUUUUAUAUGGGGAUAAUCUCAGUGAUAUAUUGGCAGCGUCCUUGAAUAAACCUUUGGAUUUUUUUGCUUGGGUUCCAUACGGGCUCUUUCAUUUUGGCGCACCUUUCGUUGUUGCGAUAAUACUAUUUUUAUGUGGACCACCCACUAUUUUAAGAGGGUAUGCUUUCGCUUUCGGCUACAUGAAUCUCUUAGGUGUGAUUUCACAGAACCUAUUCCCAGCUGCCCCCCCUUGGUACAAGAUCUUGUAUGGUCUCACACCCGCCAACUACAGUAUGAAAGGAUCACCUGGUGGGCUUAGAAGAAUUGACGAAUACUUGGGAAUCAACCUUUAUUCAGAUGGAUUUUCGAACUCGGCAGUAAUCUUUGGCGCUCUGCCCUCUUUACACUCUGGAUGUGCCACGAUGGAGGCAUUGUUUUUUUCUUACGUUUUUCCAAAGCUUACGCCGCUUUUCAUAUUCUACGUGUGUUGGCUAUGGUGGUCAACCAUGUAUCUGACACAUCAUUAUUUUGUCGAUCUCAUGGCCGGUUCUGUCUUGUCGUACGCUAUAUUCCAGUACACCAAAUACUAUCAUCUUCCACUUCCAGAAACUUCGGUGUACUCUCGAUGGACUUAUGUCGAAAUAAAGAAGUUCAGCUUAUGGUUUGCCGACCCGUUGAAUGCCGACGACAGUGAUGUGGAGAAUAUUUUUGUGCCAACGAUACUUGAAAAUGACUUUGAAAUGAAUUCAAUGGAAGACAGUGAGCCACCAUCUAUUUUUGACAAUAACAGGUCAGUAUCGCGCUCUUCUGCUACGUCCAACACUUCUCUCGAAGCGCAAGAUGAGCUGGUAACGUCAUCUAGAACCAAUAAGAAAGAAUAG